This is a messenger RNA of Camelus dromedarius (Arabian camel), 4080 nucleotides long. RefSeq names its product protein phosphatase, Mg2+/Mn2+ dependent 1F (gene PPM1F). Gene Ontology annotation, cellular component: nucleus; cytosol. The record is from RefSeq and is a predicted model, not a curated record. Gene Ontology annotation, molecular function: protein serine/threonine phosphatase activity; cation binding. NCBI's taxonomy places the organism in Eukaryota, Metazoa, Chordata, Mammalia, Artiodactyla, Camelidae. Gene Ontology annotation, biological process: protein dephosphorylation; negative regulation of protein kinase activity. Bases 106 to 1464 code for a protein of 452 amino acids. The transcript is spliced from 9 exons.
AAGUGGGCGGGGCCGGCCGGCAGCGGCUCGCUGGGCGCGCGGCGGCCGAGUGGCAGAGUGAAGACUGACAGGGGCCCGGCAGCAGCCCCCGGGGAUGCCCUGGGCAUGGCCUCUGCAGCCCCGCAGCCCAGCAGUCAGACGGCAGAGGAGACCCCUGGCUUCGUGGACGCAUUCCUCCAUGAAUUCCCAGCCCCACUGAGCCCGGAGAGUCCUCUGCCAUGGAGGGUCCCAGGGACAGUCUUCAGCCAGGAGGAGGUGGAGGGCGAGCUGGCUGACCUGGUGAUGGGCUUCCUGGGCAGCAGGAGCGCUCCACCACCACUUGCUGCGUGUCUGGCCCACGAGGCAGUUUCCCAGCUGCUGCAGACGGACCUUUCUGAGUUAAGGAAACUGCCGGAGCAGGAGGAUGAAGACGAGGAGGAGGAGAAGGCCCCUGUGACCCUGCUGGACGCCGCUGGCCUGGCACGGAGCCUCUUCACCUGGCUCUGGGAGGCAUGCAGCCGGUGGCAGAAGCAGGUGCCCAUGGCGGCCCGGGCUCCACAGCGGCAGUGGCUGGUCUCCGUCCACGCCAUCCGCAAUGCCCGCCGCAGGAUGGAGGACCGGCAUGUGUGCCUGCCCGCCUUCAACCUGCUCUUCGGCCUGUCUGACCCCGUGGACCACGCCUACUUCGCCGUGUUUGACGGUCACGGAGGGGUGGACGCCGCAAGGUACGCAUCUGUGCACGUGCAGGCCAACGCCGCCCGCCACCCGGAGCUGCCCAGCAACCCCGCAGGGGCCCUGCGAGCAGCCUUCGGUCGCACCGACGAGAUGUUCCUCCGGAAAGCCAAGCGAGAGCAGCUGCAGAGCGGCACCACGGGAGUGUGCGCACUGAUCACCGGGAAGACCCUGCAUGUGGCCUGGCUUGGGGACUCCCAGGUGGUCCUGGUGCAGCAGGGGCAGGUGGUGAAACUGAUGGAGCCGCACAGGCCAGAGCGGCAGGAAGGCCGUCCGUCUACGCUGGUACCACCACCUAUUCCUGCAUCACGGGCUGUUGAGGACGAGAAGGACCGCAUCGAGGCGCUGGGUGGCUUCGUGUCCCACAUGGACUGCUGGAGGGUCAACGGGACCCUGGCCGUCUCCAGAGCCAUCGGGGACAUCUUCCAGAAGCCCUACGUGUCUGGGGAGGCGGAUGUGGCCUCACGAGAGCUGGUAGGCACAGAGGACUACUUGCUGCUGGCCUGCGACGGCUUCUUCGACGUGGUCCCCCACCAGGAUGUGGCUGGCCUUGUGCAGGGCCACCUGCUCAGGCAGCAGGGCAGCGCGGAGCACGUGGCCGAGGAGCUGGUGGCUGAGGCCCGGGAGCGGGGCUCCCAUGACAACAUCACAGUCAUGGUGGUCUUCCUCCGGGACCCGCAAGUCCUGCUUGAGGGCGGGGCCCAGGGAGUGGGCCUCUCAGAGCCAGAGACCAGCUCUCCACCAAGAAGCUAGGAGGUCCAGGCCCCCCGCCCCCUGUUGCCCUCCCCCUCAGAUGCCUUAGGACCCGACAGAAUUUGGGCAGCGGAUGCCACCCACACAGCGCUUGCCCCACUCACCUCCCUCCAUGCUUGCAUCUGCCCAUCCUGGUGGCGUCCCAGGGGAUGGUGGGAUCUCCAGAGGAAGCCCAAGGAGGAGACCUCACCGAGGGGAAGGGCCGGGAAGUGGACAGGUUCUGUGCCCCAUUGGGCCAGGGUGGAACCAUGGGCUGCGGGGGGCGGCCGCAGCCAGACCAGAGACAGCGGGCAUGCACGAGGGAUAGCAGAACGCUGUGUGGGGGACUCUCGGGCAGAACUGGGAGCCACAGACAUUUUCAAGUGCCCUGGGCGCCAGCAAAGAUUUCCCAUCCGCCCCUCACUGCCCGUGCCUGAGAGGGCUUGUGGGGACAGAUGUGCCUGGCAGGUCCCGGUGCUUGGUGGGUCCUGGCCGAGCUGAAUGGUUUCCCAAAGUGGGGAGGGUAGCCUCGUGGGGAACAGGGGGGUGCCGGGGUCCGAUGUGCGGUGCCCACCUGACAGUGACCUCCCCGGUUCCCUCUUAACCCCUCAUGGGAGGGGAUGCUUGACAAAGACACGUGGGUCUUGUUUGCCGUCUUUUUCUCCAGGGAAAAGGACGUCAGAAGCAGUAUUUCAGGUUCUGUCCUUGUUUAUUGGUGCCAAGAGGACCCACCGUGUCACAUAACUUAAACAGAGCUCAGCAUUUAUCUUAUUCUUUAGAAAAACUAAGUAUUAUUUUUUGUUUUUUUGAGAAACUUCUUUUGCAGUAUUACUGAAUUUUUUUCCUAAAUCAGGAUUGAAAUAACACUUUUCCAGGUGGUAUUAAUAAGCCAUUCAAGUGCCUUAAACAGCUUUUGGUGAGGCUGUAACUGCCGGACCCAUGACGGAGUCCCAUAGCAUGUUUCACUUUUUACAAAAGCUGGAUUUAUUUUGUCAUAGUGGCAUGAUUUUGGCCAGAGUUCUGCCCAGAAGAGUUCUUUCUACCUUUGUGCUGUGCCAGUGAGAGCGAGGGCUAAGCUGAGUGGCUAGGGAGUCAGGGACUGUGGCCCUGCUGCUCACAUCUGUGAUUGGACCCCAGGCGGAGGGACUGAGCUCUGUUGAGUGGGCGAGUCCUUACUGCUAUUUGGAAUGUUCCAGAAGGUCUUGUGUGUUGGUAGCUAAAUUGGUUUCCUCCAGAAACAUGCUUAAGGGGCCAUGCGAGGCUGAGGCAGCCUGUGGGGCUCGGGCAGUAUUUCCAGGCAGUGGGAAUGAUGCUGGGAGUCUGUCCCACCCAGGCUGCAGCCCCUCCUGGGUUCCUGUGGCCAGUGGCCUCCUCUGCCCGCAGCCCACCUGCAUGCGACAACCUCACGGCCCAGUGGACCUUGGGAAGGUGGAGCUCAGUGGCCAGGUGAUCGGGUGUUUCUCCGUUUAACCUGAAGGCCCGGCUCUCUGGGGCCCAGAGGUCCCCUCGUCGGCCCCUCCCAGCACAGGGACCCAGGGAGCCCAGUUCACCCGCCGCGAGGGGCUGGCCUCAAGCGUGCACCUAGGCCCAGAGCCAGUCUUCCCUCUGGACUGGGCAUGCUCAGCCUCCACCAGUCCUGGCCCUGGUCUGGAAACCUCGGUCCCCUUCUCAAGUCCCAGCUGCAUCACUAGGUCAUGUCUUUGUACCUCCCUGGGCCUCAGGGUCCCCUCUGUAGGGCGCAGGGCUGCACAGAGUCUGUGCAGCAACGGCUGGCAUUCUGGAGGAGCAGGGCCACUGGAUGAGCCGGGCGACCUGGGGUGAUGUUGCCAGUGCUGAGGGCACCCUCGCCAGCGGGGAGGGGUGAUUAAGUAUUAUUAGUGUCUAUUAACAUUAAGUGAGCUGGAAAAGAAUCACUGGUGCCAACGCCUGCCCCGUACAGAAUAUGAGAGCCCAAGCAAGCUUCACAGGUGGGGCUGAUCCCAGCCAGCAGGGCAGGGGAGGCUGGGAGAGGGCAGGGCGCCCACCUUCAGGGUCAGGCUCCCAACCCACUGAAAUCCCAGGGGCAGUCACAGCCUCCCUGGCUUGGCCCAGCCCAUCCUCAGCAUCCAGGACUAGGAGCUGGGCAUUUAGUGGGGAGAGUGACGGGGGGCAGGCCCCAUGGGAGAAGCACAGACUGUCUGGGGUCCUGAGUCAGCUUUGAGCCACCCCUGCCCUCCCUGGGGCCAGCACAUGGCCCGUCCUCGCCCUUUCCCCUGCGACUGGAGCUCCAGUGUGGACGUGGGUGUCCUGGCCACCUCAGCAGUAUUCCCGGGGUGGUGGGGACAGCUCCACUGCUCCCGGGCCCAGCCCCCACCCAAACCACAGGGAAACCAGGGAGCUGUCAGGUUUGAUCCUGGCUACAGCCCAGAGCAGGGCAGCCAUGGGGGCCUGCACUCUGCCAAGGCUCCAAGGCUUUGCCAGAUGCGGCUGUGGCCCUGCCAAGAGUUCUGUGCAGUCUCAGUGGGCUUCCUGAAAGUGGUGUUCUGUGCGGGGUCGGGGGGUUCUUGUUCCUAGAUGGGGUGGCUGUUUCCCCACUCGACAAGUCCCAGGGGUUGCUGUGCUCAAGUGUCAAUAAACCACGAGCUCUGAACCCUGUCA